Messenger RNA from Paramecium pentaurelia, 2455 nucleotides. The record is from the annotation of a GenBank genome assembly. NCBI's taxonomy places the organism in Eukaryota, Ciliophora, Oligohymenophorea, Peniculida, Parameciidae.
AUGGGAUGUAUGAAUGCUUCUGGAUAUAUAUCAGGACCUAUUGAACCAUUCUAUUAAUCCAAUAAAUCAAAUUUUGAAGCAUUUUUAAUUGAAUAAUUAACACUCUUAGGAUUCCAAGAAAGUCAAAUUGUAAUUUCAAAAACAAUAGAAAUCAAAUUCAUGUAUCAAUUUAUCAUUAUCUAUCCUAUAGACCCUAUCUUAAAGAAUUACAAACCUCUAUUUAAUAAGACAUCCAUUCACCCUUUCAUAAUAAUAUAUACUUGAUUCCAGUCUUAACCAAUUAACUAAGAGAAAUUUACAUCAAAACAUCAGAAUUCUUAAUUAGAUUUCAAGAUUACAAAUUAAAUACAUUAAUAAAUAAAGUUGGUCUCAAAUAUUAAGCUCUCCUUAGAGUAGGUGAUCUAUUCCCAAAAUAAUUAAAUUUAAGAUUUUAUAAUAAUUAGAUCUCCAAAAUUCAAAUAGAUCCCAAUAUCAUUAUCAUUGUCAUAAAUUAAAUUGAUAUUGGUUAUGCACUUUUACAAUUCAUUAAAGAUCUUAAUCAAAUAUAUUUACUUGUCUUUCGUUAUGAUGAAAAUGAUAAUUAAAACAUUAACUUAUUCAUUGAAACAAAUUCAUUACAAAAGUAUCAUCUCUAUAAUCCCUAGUUGUUCAGUAAUAAUUGGUGUCGAUGACAAAGAAGAUAGAUACAAUACUAUUAUUAAUCUUUAUACCAAAGUUAUCAAAAAAUAAAAGAAAAAUUAGAAUUCUGAUUCACAUUCCAGAAUACUUACUCAAUUCUUAAAUCAAGAAGAUCAAGAGUAAUUUUGGGAUGAUGGAACUCUCAUUUUCAAUUUUUUAAAUUCAACCCAAACUCAUAUAUCCACCAAUACAUCAAUAAUUACAAUAUAGAAUUACAAAAUCAUUACAAUAAACGAAUUUAAUACUAAAGACUAAUAAUUUCAUACUUAGAAGUCUUUACAAGAUAAAAAACAUAUAGAUUAAUAUAUCUAUAAGUCAAUAAAGUAAAUCAUGAUUAAAGAACUUAUUUAAGCACUUUAAUUGAAAUCUUCUUAAUUCUCUCAAUAUUUCAAAUUAAAAUUGUCAACACAAAAGAUUUAUAAAGAUUUGAAAUUGUAAUAAAAAAUUUAUAUGUCUUCACAAUUGAAAUUACAAAAUGUUAAUGAAAUUGAGAGUAAAACUUAAGAAAUAUUAACCAUCAUCAAAAAAGCUUCUUAUGAUACUUUAAUUAUUAAAUAAUCUUCAAAAUUCUAAUUACCUAAUAAAAUAAGAAUUUAUCAGAUUUUAUAAUAAAUUUUCAUAGAUCAAGAUAUUAAUCAAGUAUAAAUUAUGAUUAAUUCCAUUUUACAUAUAUAAUGGAGUCUUGGAGAUGAAAUCAUUAAUAGUCAAUUCAAUAUUAAAAAUUAGAAUUAUUAAAAUUAUAAAUAUAAAUGGAAAAUGAUUAAAUUUUAUGAUAAUUUCAAAAUCAUCAAUCUUGCUCAACCUAAAAAAUAAUAAGUCUACUUUUAAGCUAAAUAAUUGAUAAAAUGUUUAAUUCGAAAAUCUGAUUAAGAAAUAGUAAAUAAAAUUACAAAUUAAAUAAUACUUGAUAAAUGGAAUUUAAAUGAAGAAUACUAUCCUAUUUGUGAUGUUUAUUAGAUUUCAUUUAUUAAUUCAACUUCAGUUGAUGAAACUUCUCAAUAUCAAGAGAAACUAGAUAAAAUAGUAGUCUCGUAAGAGGUAUUCAAUUAUCUUUAUUAUUAUUAAGAAUUAAUAUUUGAUCAUCUUUUUAAUGGAUUACUAGGAUCCUCAAAGGAUUAGUUAAUUAGAUUAAAUAAUUUCUCUCCCUUUACAAUUAGAUAUCAAAUUAAUUAUUUUAAGCAAUUCUGAAUUUGAUAAUGAUAAUUUUGAACAAUUAUUGAAUAAGAAGAAAAUUGAAAAAAGAAUAUAUUAAAAAAACAUUUAAUUUUGGUUUCCCAUUUAAUCCUAAAUAAAUGAAAUGCCAUUUUCCCAAUAUUUGGAAAUCUUCUAUAAUCUCAAUUAAAAAGAAAAUGUCAUUAUUAUUAACAAUAAAUAAUUAUUGUGUCAUAAAAUAACAGGAUUUCAUUUAAUAACAAUGUUAUAGGAGAGAAAUUAUUAAGAUGAUGAUAAGAAAUAAUAUAAUUAUUAUUAAAGUAAAAAUCAAUAGAGAAUUGUAAAUAAUGAGUAAUUAAAAAAAGUAAGAUAGUAAUUGAAAUAAAAUAUUGAGAAGGAAAUUAAAUAAUAAUAAUAAUUAUCAUUAUAGAAUGAAUAGGAUCAUUAAACAAAUAUGAUAUUCGAUUUUAAAUGGGCAAAAGAGAAGACUAUUAAGUUGGAUGGAUAGUAGAAGGUAUCAGUUGUUUCUAAACAAUACUUAAAACCUAUAUUCAAUAAUAAUAGUGGAAUAUAAUUUGAAAUAUUUUAAUAGAUAAUAUCUAAUAAACAAUACGAUUUUCAAUGA